Molecule: messenger RNA, 1887 nt
Organism: Galleria mellonella (greater wax moth)
Lineage: Eukaryota; Metazoa; Arthropoda; Insecta; Lepidoptera; Pyralidae
Exons: 1
Coding region: 1-1887 (628 amino acids)
Biological process (GO): DNA integration
Molecular function (GO): nucleic acid binding
Source: RefSeq, a predicted model, not a curated record
AUGGAUCAAUUACUUCAGGGACUAGAUGGAGUCAAAUGCUUUUUUGAUGACAUUAUUAUUCAAGGAACCUCAGAAGAUCAACUCCUAUCACGACUGAGACAAGUUCUUCAGAAACUCAAAGAGAGUAACCUGCGCGUCAAUAGAGAAAAAUGCAACUUUUUUAAGCGAAGUAUUAAUUACCUAGGACAUAUAAUAGAUGAAGAUGGACUACAUAAAAAUAAAGACAAAGUGAAGGCCAUUAUGAAAACAGAGAGACCGAAAAACGUAAAUGAAUUAAGAACUUUUCUUGGUAUGGCGAAUUAUUACAAUAAAUUUAUACCCAAUUUAGCCUCAAUAACAAAUCCCCUAAAUGAAUUACUAAAGAAAGAAAAGGAAUUUCAAUGGUCCUCCAAAUUGCUUGCUCCAAAGAGCUUGUCUCACAGCUUUAAUAAAAUUAAACAGGAGAUAUUGAGUGAAAGAGUACUCAUUCAUUUCGAUCCCAAAAAACCAUUGAUAAUAGCCACGGAUGCUUCUCCAACAGGAUUAGGAGUUGUUUUAUCUCAUAAACUAAAGGAUGGAUCUGAAAGGCCAAUCGCAUUUGCUUCUCGAUCACUUUCAACUAGCGAAAAGAAAUAUAGUCAAAUCGAUAAAGAAGCUACAGCCAUCUUUUGGGGUAUAAAAAAAUUUUUUCACUACUGCUACGGUCGGAAGUUCACACUGAUAACUGACCAAAAGCCUCUUACCUCAAUCUUUCACCCACACCACACACUUCCAGCCCUAAGCACAAUGAGACUGUUCCAUUACGCACAUUUUCUAUCAGGAUUUGAUUACGAUGUAGAAUACAGACCGGCAUCAAAACAUUCAAAUGCUGAUUAUUUAUCAAGAUUUCCAGUGGAAUAUGUAAAAGAAAAUUCUAGAGAUCAACACUGCACAUUCCAACAACAACAAAUUAAUACGCUUGAUGUCCGACCAGAACUUAUAGCUAGAGAAACAAAAAUAGAUGAAGAACUUAAAAUAUUAUUGGAAGCACUAAAAACUGGUCACUCAGUACGACAACAUGGCUAUAACGAUAACGAACUUACACUUCAAGACAAUUGCAUUUUGAAAGGAACCCGAGUUGUAAUACCGCACAGCCUACGUAGCCGUGUUCUUGACGAACUACACGAAGGACAUAUUGGUAUUCUUAAAAUGAAAUUAUUAGCACGCAGUUACAUAUAUUGGAAAAAUAUAGACACAGAUAUUGAAAACAAGGUAAAAUCUUGCAGAGCAUGUCGAUUACAACAGAAUGAACCCCCAAAAGCGCCACUACACCAUUGGGAGCAACCUACAGAACCCUGGCAACGACUGCAUAUCGACUUUGCCGGACCUGUACAGGGUUACCAACUUUUAGUUGUCGUAGAUGCCUUCACAAAGUGGGUUGAAAUCUACCCUACUAAGAUUACUACAAGUUCGUGGUGUAUUACUAAACUGAAAGAACUGUUCACUAUAUUUGGAAUACCACAUACAUUAGUAUCAGAUAACGGACGACAGUUUAUAUCUCAAGAAUUCGAAUGUUACCUUUCCAACUGUGGUAUAAAACACUCAAAAUCAGCUCCCUACCAUCCAGCGACUAAUGGCCAAGCGGAGCGCUAUAUACAAACAAUAAAAAGGGCGCUACGUGCAAUGGAGGGGGAGAGGGGUGACCUUAAUGAUAAACUUCUGACCAUUAAGACACGACUCAGACGUACCCCGACCUCCAAUGGUCGAACACCAUAUCAGCUUCUGUUCAAUCGAGACAUUAGAACCAAGCUCCAUGUCAUGUUCCGUACCACACCACCACUAGCGGUAGCUGAAUUGAACAACAGGCCUCCUGUCAAACAAAUGUAUAUAACAGGUGACCGGGUCCAGGCUAGAAGCUCUUCAAUAUAG